Molecule: messenger RNA, 1309 nt
Organism: Carassius auratus (goldfish)
Lineage: Eukaryota; Metazoa; Chordata; Actinopteri; Cypriniformes; Cyprinidae
Product: C-type mannose receptor 2-like
Exons: 5
Coding region: 33-1235 (400 amino acids)
Source: RefSeq, a predicted model, not a curated record
GAUACAUCUGGGUAAAAGGUUGGAAGAACUGGAUGGAAGCUCAAGACUACUGCAGACAGAAUUACAUAGAUCUGCCCAGCAUCCACAACUCUGAAGAACAAUACCAGCUCAAUAGUACUGUUCCAUCAGUAUCAUGGGUAUGGAUUGGUCUUUUCCAGGACUCUUGGGAAUGGUCUGAUAAAUGGAGUCGCUCCUUCAGACACUGGGCAGCAGAUCAACCAUCCCAGAGUUCAGCAUCUGGUGACUGUGUUGGCAUGUCAAGAGCCAAUUCUGGGAAAUGGGCUCAAUACAGCUGUGAUCUAAAGCAGCCUUUUAUCUGCUAUGGUGUGGCCAAGUUUCAAUCUCAAGAGUACCACUACAUGAAUGAAAGCAUGACCUGGCAAGAAGCUCAGAGUUACUGCAAAGCGAGAUUCAAUGAUCUGGCCACUGCUGACACCAUGAAUGAUGUGAACAGGCUGGUAAAUACAGUGGAUCCUGGAUACAGUGGUUCAGUAUGGAUAGGUCUCCAUGCUGAGACCGAGUAUCGCUGGGUCUGGUCUAUGGGGGACAGUGUGCUCUCCCAGGACAGUAUGUGGCAUCCAGGACAACCAAAUGGUGAUGGGGAGUGUGUGAUGAGUUUAAAUGGAAGCUGGUAUGAUGAGAGCUGCAGCACUGUUCUCCCAUUUGUGUGUUUCAAUGACAGCACUGGUUUCAUGAUAACAAAGACUGCAGUGUCAUGGAGAGAUGCUCAGAGUUAUUGCAGACAACACCAUACCGAUUUGGCGAGUAUCAGCAGCCCAGAGCAGCAGAAUCUAAUCAGUGAUAAAUCAUCGCUCUGGAUUGGUCUGUUUCUGGACUCUUGGGAAUGGUCCGAUCAGAAGAGUCUCAGUUUUAGACAUUGGGAAGCAGAUCAACCGUCCCAGAGUUCAGGAUCUGGUGAUUGUGUUGCGAUGUCAAGAAAAGAAUCUGGAAAAUGGGCUCGAUAUAGCUGUGAUCUACAGCAGCCUUUUAUUUGCUAUGGAGAUGACAAGUUGAUUAGAAAACAGAUAGCCAAACUGAAAUUUUCCUGCACUGGAAAAUGCACAUUGAGCGAUCCUUCCCUACAGAUGGCUAUUCUGAAUGAGUUAAGUGAAAAGCUGAAGAGCAUGGGACUGGAAAGUGACAGAAAAUUAAGCUGGAGAAAAAAUGAAGAUGGAGAGGUGUUUCAUCGGGAGAACAAAUCCAUAUCCAGUUCAACUGAUUGUAAUUUUCAGUAACAUUUAGCAGAAUCCAAAACAGUAGAACAUGUUUAUUUUAUUUUUUUCUUGAGAUUUCAGUUACUCUUAUUGUA